Messenger RNA from Triplophysa rosa, 1959 nucleotides. It is a transcript of the gene camlg, whose product is annotated as calcium modulating ligand. The record is from RefSeq and is a predicted model, not a curated record. Gene Ontology annotation, biological process: tail-anchored membrane protein insertion into ER membrane. The coding region runs from base 100 to 936 and encodes 278 amino acids. Lineage: Eukaryota; Metazoa; Chordata; Actinopteri; Cypriniformes; Nemacheilidae. The transcript is spliced from 4 exons. Gene Ontology annotation, cellular component: GET complex.
UCUGACGUCAUCAUGUUGCGCGUGAGGUACCGCCCCAACAAUAACGGAUGAGUCGACUGAUCCUUAUUAAUAUCUGAUCUAUCAGUAAUAACGCGAGGUAUGGAGUUAAAUGAGGAGAUGGAGAGCAGUGAACAGCAGGAGAAACGCGCCGCCCAGAGACGCGCGGAGAUCCGCAGGAGGAAACUGCUGCUAAAUUCAGAGGAUCGCAUGAAGAAGAUCGUGGGCUUCAGCGACAGUGACGCGUCUGCUGGCGGUGUCGUGGAGCCACUUUUAUAUCUGGAUCUGGACAGGAACGAGCCCUGGUCCUCCCCAAAGAGAAUCUCGCCACACGUGUCCGAGGCCGCUGGGAGCAACACUGAUCCGUCCGAGAGAGUCGACAGCGACGAUGUUGCAGGUGAGGAUGAAGCGUCACAUGGAGUGCGACAGAGACCUCGCGGGGAGCUGUCGAGGGAAGAACACUCUCGCUCUCCUCGCAGGGGGUUGCACAAGUACCUGUGUCGCUUUGAUGAUGCAAUGAAGCUAAGAGGACAGCUGGCCAAUGAGAAAGCGGUUCAGGAGGACGAUAGCGCAGACGUAGAGGAGUUGGACUCGUUCCGUUUCUUCAGACUGGCCGGCAGCGUUACUCUUGCUGUCUUCGUGCGCAUCUUUGUUUGCCAGUAUUUGUCCAUAUUUGCACCAUUCCUCACUCUUGAGCUGGGCUACAUGGGAUUGCAUAAAUAUUUUCCAAAGGUGGAGAAAAAGACCAAGACGACAAUGUUGACCGCUGCUCUCCUGCUGUCCGGGAUUCCUGCUGAAGUGAUCAAUCGAUCAAUGGACACCUACAGGAAAAUGAGUGACGUCUUCUCAGACCUCUGUGUUUAUUUCUUCACCUUCAUCAUGUGUCAUGAGCUGCUUCUGCUGUUUGGCUCUGAAAUGGCGUUAUGGAACAAACCGUAGAGUCUUGUAUCUGUCAAAGGCUUGUUUAACACUAAACAUACGAAAUCCUGCUUCAAAAGACUGCUGUGAAAUAUUGAUACGGUUUACAGAGAGCUGAAUGGUGAUUUACUUUUGCAUAUGUCCAUAAAGCCUGUGAACAAGAUCAUUUCUUAAAGCAUUUUCUAGAUUUGACUUACAACAUAGUGUUUCGUACGGGGGUGGGUUUGACCACAGAAACUAGUGAAGUUUGUGAACAGCGGGGUGCGUUCUUUACUCGUUUAUUUUGGGUCUGUCUCACAAAGACUAUCAAGUCCAUGCCCAUGCUUCUCAACAAAGUCUAAAGAAAAUAAACCUUUUUUCCUCACAUGUAAACAUUCUUACGUUGUAUUACUGUAAUUAGAAGCGCCAUUGCUCGGUGUGAAUUUUUGAAUGCAGGCCUAUUUACAAAAUGUAGUUUCUUUUCGUGUAAUUUCAAUUUUGUUUAGUUUUGCUCUGUCAGAUUUAAUGAGAUUCCAUCUUUUGCCCUUAGCCCAACAUAACCAGCCCUACACUAAUCGGUUAAGAUUUAUGAUCUUACGGUGAUUUUAAAUUCCUUGAUUUAAAUGCUUUAAAGUGAUUGCUAUUGUUUAGACUUUCAAACAUAUGUACAUACUAUAACAUUGAUUGCCUUUGAUAUCAGUCACAUGGACACGUGUUUUGUUUCUUGCUGGUCAUGUGUUAGUAAAAACAUUAAUGCUGUUCAUGUAUGCAUGUGUCAUUAAAAUAACCGAGGUUCCAGAGCUCAACAAACAUUUUUCAAGACUUUCUGCAUUUUUGUUGGAUCUGUUUGCAAAUUCAUAUUUAUAUCACCAUUAGCUCAUUGUUUCAUUAAUGAUUAGCGUCAUUAAUGUUUACAUAAUCCUGUGAACCAUCCUCUGACGUGUUACUGUGUUGUUUUUGCCCUGACGUGCUUAUUUAUGAAACUGCUUCUUUGAUUGUAAUAAUUCCUUUUAUUAUUGGAGGGAGACUCCUGCUAAAUCCACAAAAAUAAAAGUGUCAUUCUGA